UACUGGUCAAUGGCCUGAGUACACAGUCACAGGUACGCAGUCACUUUCCUGUUACCUUUCGACACUCUUCGCCCACGAAAGGAGAUGAUAUUUAAUUUAAUCGCCUUGGACGAAAUAUUCCUCCAAAUCGUCACUGCAACUUAUUUCCUCGCGAAGAUCUCACACACUUGUACAUCAUACACUACUCUCUCUAUAUACAUCUCUUCUACCUCCUCGAACCUUAUUAUUUCCUUCAACUAUGGCGAAUAAAGUCAGUCACUACUACGAGACGCAAUCCUACCAUCCCCAGGGUUCUCGCGACUCUACCCUUACAUCCAUCAAGCCAAACCCUAGCAACUCCCAUAGUUCCAUUUCACAAUCCCUUCCCAUUUCCCCCCAUCGUGGGUCCCUGGGGCUUGAACCGAAGAAGAAACCUCGCAGUCAACUCGGCCAGGUCCAACAUGUAAAACAAGGUCUAGACACCCUACUUACUAGGGACUAUCUAGAGGGAGAAGGCAAGGGCUUCAACAACUCAGUCCAUGAGAAGAUGUUCAACCCCGAAGGCCGUGUCGAAGAAUGGGGUUCAUCUGCCUGGGCUACUUAUCCGCCCAAGAUGGCCCCGCAAUUAGAAGUGAUGGAUUCUAAACCCCCGUACGAGAGCGGGCUAGGCGAUCUAGAGGAAUUGAUUAGCCCUCACUUCGAGCAAUCCGCUGCCCUGCGAAAGUGGAUGGAAAAGGCAAACGAGCAGAGAAAAUCGCUGCGCGACGUCGAAGAGAUACACGACCACCUUGGUCUUCUACAGCUAAACCUACGAAUAGCUGUUGAGUCGCCAGAUACCUUUACCCAAACGUUUGCCAAAAACAAGGCUAAGGAGAUUACGGAUAUGCUAGCACCCCAGCAUAGGGAUGUUGUUGAGACAGAUCGAGUUCUUCUCCAGGAGAUUGAAGAAACGUAUUCGGCAUUUACGGACGUCAAGAGCUAUGAGGAUCGUCUACAUGCUCGCCGUCAUGCCGAGGAACUCCUCAAGCGCAGCCAGCCACCACAAGAUUCGGGUGUUACCCGCCUACUAGGUGCAGAUGGGUCGGUGUCACCUACUAGCGGCCUCUCAGCAGACAGCUUCUUGUAUUUCAUCGGCUCGCCCCCAACGCUACAGAAGAUACCUUUCAAUGUUGCCGUAUGUACUGGCCUAGAAAAACUCGGCAGUCCUGAAAAGCAUCUGCCAAUACCUUUGCAACACAUGUCUCCUCCCAUCAGCCUACCCGCAGCUAAGCUCCCUGAUCCAGAUAUACCUGACUGGUUUCGGAUCUUCGAAAACCGUCAUGGAGAAUGUCUUGAAGGCGAAGAGGCUCACACUCGGUUUCGAUAUCUUCUUAACUUCAUCGGAAGCCUAGGGAUUGAAAUUAGAGAGUCUAAGGAGCAAGAUACGACCAACGAAAAAAAUAUAAACAUGUACCGCAAUGCCAUGGACGCCAUCAUGGAGGCGAUGGGAGAGAUAGCUUUGGAAGACAAGGCUACAGUAAUGAAGGCCAUGGAGAAGAGAGAGUAGCGCCCUAGGGGUCGACGGUAGUAGAAAGAUCUAAGGGACAUGGCCAGUUUCAUGGCAGAGGUUGCUGUGAAUGCUUGUCUACAUUUUCUAUCGAAGCGUUAUAGAUAUGGUGUGGAGUUUGGCCAGAAUAGCGUACAGAGGAGAAAUUGAAGAUAUAAUUAGUAUAUCUACAUUGAAUAAGGGGUUUUUUACGAUAGGGUUAUGGUAACUUGAACUGGUUCGAGAGAAACCUGCUGGAUAGGAGUUGGGCAUUGCACAAGAAGAUACCCCUUUUCGCUUUUAUAGUACAAGCUGUAUACAAUAAGUAGUAUUAUGUACAUUAUCGAAGCGUUAUAUUCGUAUAUGUAUGAAAUACAUAUGCACAAAGUGAAGA
Hypoxylon fragiforme is the source of this 1898-nucleotide messenger RNA. RefSeq lists its product as uncharacterized. Lineage: Eukaryota; Fungi; Ascomycota; Sordariomycetes; Xylariales; Hypoxylaceae. The transcript has a single exon. Bases 239 to 1525 code for a protein of 428 amino acids. The record is from RefSeq and is a predicted model, not a curated record.